UCGAGAAAUGAUUGGAAAAAGAGAAAAAAGAGAAAAAGGGAAAGGCGGGGCGUCGAAUUGGACACCACAGGUCCGACAAGAACCGCCAACUAACUGGACCACAAAAGAGUAAACAUCAGCCACCCAUUCUACUGUGUCCGCCAUCUUGCGGUGACCACGCUGGACACAAUUUUGUCCGCUCGCGCCACGUCUGAAAUGAAGUGACAACGCCGUGGGUGACGGGUAGCGGACAGAAAAACAGGCGCGGAAAACAGUCGAUGAGCGGCUGCGGGCGGGAAAGGACGGAAAACGACGGAGGACCGUUGUCAGCCCGCCGGGCGCGCGGGCGCGUUGGCCCUGCGGUGGAUGUCAAACGUUCGCCGGGGCCGUCGGGACCCGGACGAUAUGCGCCUCCGCGGCUGACGGGGGCAGCGGCCAGGCGGUUGUGCCUGUGGCGCCUCUGCGCCACCAUCACCUGCUGCUGGAGGGCGAGGGGGCGGUCGUUCUGCAUCGCGCCCACUGGUGGUGAUUCGGCGCCUUCUCGCUGCCGCUGCUGGUUUGUCAACGCCAGCGCCGCGCGAUCGCCAUCGGCGUCGGUGUCCGAAGGCCAUCGGAGACGGCGGCCGAUGGCGAUCGCCAUAGCGAUUCCACGCGCGGUGGCGGUCGACGGCGCGACUACCACCAACUCGCUAACUAUCUCCGCUGCCUCUUCCCCUUCGGUCUCUCCAUUCUCGUCUUUCUCUCCUUCCUCUUCUUCUCCCUUUGUCCCUGACAUCCACUCGACAGGGCUAUGUGAUGCGGCGCGUCGACCUCGGAUCGCGUCAUCUUGCAGUCGUCACGUCAGCGGCGAUGACCGAUCAUCACCCAGGAACGUUUGCGCGGCGGGGGCGGCGGUGCAUCAGCGGCCAGGGAGGUGGUGGUGGUCAGUUUUACCGCGUGGCGUUGACCGCCAGGGGCCACCGUUCGUCCGCCUUACAACUGAUCACAGCCGGCUAGAGGACUAUGGGGGCGGCAGGGGAAGGUGGCGGCGGGUGCCCCCUGCCGCGGCGCGCGCCGCCAUGCCUGGGCAAGAGGCGAGAUGCAGUGCCGAGGGCGGGUUUUGGUCACCGCUUUCGUCCCCGCUUGAAAUGUUUUCGCGCUCUCGGAGACCAGGCGGCAACACUACCUCUGACUUGGACGAUCGCCAGACAGAUAUAGCUCGGGAUUGCUGCAGACGCAGCAGUGGGAAUGGUAGGCCUUCUUCGUCUGCCUCCCUGCUCACGUCACUUCUAGUCCGUUACUCGUGCCUCGUCUGCGAUUGGUGGGUAUUCCAAGCGAACAUGCGCGAGAGAAGGGAGAUGCUGUGGGGAAGCAAUCUGCUGCGCGGGAUCAUGGAAGUGCGCGGGGUGUUCUUGCGCCCCCGAGCUUGGAUAGCGGAAUUGGUCGGAGAGACUGCGCGAGUCAACGAGGUGUUGUCCAUCGAAGCAGGGGGAGCGAGUGACAAUGGAGGGAAGAAGAAAGGGGAGGGGGAGGAGGAGGAGGAGGAGGAAGAAGAGGCCUUGGUGAACGGUCUUCAGGUGGCAGGCGACAGGAUUGCUGCGAUGCUUGAGGAGGCGGCAGGUGAAAACUGCAGGAGGGACAGAGGCGAGCGCGGCGGUUGGAAUGCUUUGGCCGCCGAAGAGGACACGAUACGCAAGGAGGAAGGGAGAGACGACACCGCGGUUGAUGAAAUGAUGGAGGCAAGAGAGCAGAAAGAGGUAGAGGGGGAGGAGGAGGAGGAAGAGGCGCGGAAGGAGUUCUGGAUCAAGGAGAGGAUGGCAGCCCUGAUGCGCGAGGUGGAAAGGCGAACCAACAUCCAGGAAUAUAUGAGACCGGGAUUGAUUGGCUGGGUAACGGGGGAGAGGCAGCAGGGAAAAAGUGGAGAUAGAGGACCGACAGAAGAGCAAUUGAUCAUUGGCCCUAAAGUGCAGGAGAUGCUGGAUUGGGAGCAGAGGAAGAAGGCGUCACCCGGGGCCAAGAUACCAGGCUUCAGCUUCAGCGCUGCGGGGCUUCUCUUCCCUUAUCACCUGGGGGUGACGAAGUGCCUGAUGGAAUAUGGCUACAUCACUGAGGACACGUUCUUAUCAGGUUCUAGUGCCGGGUCGCUAGUCUGUGCAGUCAUUGUGGGAGGUUUGACCAUGGAGGAGGCAUUAUAUGCUACCAAGCGUCUGGCAGAAGACUGUAGAGAAAAUGGCACGGCCUUCCGACUGGGGGCAGUUCUUCGAAAAUUCUUAGUAGAAUUCUUGCCGGAAGAUGCUCACGAGAAGGCAUCGGGUAGAAUUCAAGUUGCAGUUACACAGGUGUUUCGUAGUCCAAGGAGCUUACUUGUGGAUAAGUUCGAGUCCAAGGAGGAUAUGAUUGAUGCGUUAAUCACAUCGUGCUUCAUUCCUGGGUACUUGGCUCCCAGGCCUGUGACUAUUUUCCGCAAUCGUGUUUGUAUAGAUGGAGGCAUUACUGCAUUUAUGCCCCCUACGGCCAGUGAGACGACGGUGAGGGUGUGUGCAUUUCCAACGAGCUCGUUUGGACUGAAGGAUGAUGGGAUUUCUCCAGAUCGCAACCCAGUUGACCGCCCAUCAGUUUCUCAGGUGCGGCCCAUUUGUUCAUGUUCCCCGUAUGCCCUUACAGAGCCCUGGAUCUUGUUCUGUAGCUUAGGCUCUAUUACUCAGAGUUGGACUUCUUGAGUCGGACUUAACCAUAGUUGCGGUUGGCAUCACGAAAUGUGUAACUUAGUCGAACUUUGAGUAUC
Molecule: messenger RNA, 2743 nt
Organism: Chara braunii
Lineage: Eukaryota; Viridiplantae; Streptophyta; Charophyceae; Charales; Characeae
Source: the annotation of a GenBank genome assembly